Molecule: messenger RNA, 588 nt
Organism: Closterium sp. NIES-65
Lineage: Eukaryota; Viridiplantae; Streptophyta; Zygnematophyceae; Desmidiales; Closteriaceae
Source: the annotation of a GenBank genome assembly
AUGUUUCACCAAGUCAUAUCUCUGGAGCAGUAUGGGUUCAUAUCUGGUCGGAGGCUGUCGGACGCGGUGGCUCUGGUCGCAGAUGUCAUUGAUGCGGCGAAACACGGCAGCGAGGACUGGUACCUUCUACUCGUCGAUUUUUGGAAGGCCUUCGACUCGGUCUCGCGCAUCUUCAUUUUCAUGGUGUUGAGAAGCAUGGGAUUUCUGGAGCGGUUUGUGGCUUGGUUGGUGGAGAAGAGGAAACUGGGGCUCAGUUUGGUGGGGCAGAGGCUAGCAUACCUGGGGUAUGCUGAUGACACAACUCUUAUCCUGCAGGGGAAAAGUCAGAUCAAGAAAGCGGUGAGGGCGCUCGCCAAGUUUGAGAAGGAGUCCGGUCUGGCGACGAACAAGGGGAAAUCGGACGUAAUGGCGCUGGGGGUGAACCUCACCUCUAACCCGAUUGCAUCAGACUGUUUCAAGUGGGCGGGAGCGGAUGAAGCGGAGCGUCUUUUGGGGGUCUGGAUCACGCCGAAUGGUAGCUGCAGGUCGACAUGGGAGAAGGCGUUAGAUGACAUCACGGGAAAGCUGCAGAAAUGGCACGAGAAGUAG